AUGGACUCUACGCCGAAGUGGAGUAACCUGCCGACUGCCCCCAGUUUGAAGAACUUGACGGUACCCGGUUUCGGAAUACCCGCGGAGAAACAGCACGCUGCAGUACAGGAUCUGGUUAGAGCUCACAUCGAGUCAUUUGACCAAGCGGUUAGCGAUGGAUUAUGUCGCGCAGUACAGGCAAUUCCUCCCCUGGAGUUCAUGUUCAAAAAUGAGCGGAUUAGCUUGGCGUUCGUUGAAGCCACGAUCCACAAACCUGUGGUCGGCAAAGGGAGUGUUUGCCGGGACAUGACGGUGUACCCCGCAGAAUGCAGGGGGCGCCGCUGCUCUUACAGGGGGAAGCUGGUUGCAGACGUGAGCUGGUCCGUUAACGGGAUUCCCAAAGGCGUCAUCAAGCAGUCUUUGGGUCUGUUGCCCAUCAUGGUGAAGUCUAAGCUGUGCAACCUGCAUGGGCUCUCACCCAAAGAACUCAUCGAGCACCACGAGGAGGCUGAGGAAAUGGGCGGCUAUUUUAUUGUGAAUGGGAUCGAGAAGGUCAUCCGCAUGCUAAUCAUGCCCAGGAGAAACUUCCCCGUCGCCAUGGCAAGACCUAAGUGGAAGAGUAGAGGUCAGGGCUACACACAGUACGGUAUUUCCAUGCACUGCGUGAAAGACGAGCACACCGCCAUUAACAUGAACCUGCACUACCUGGACAACGGCACGGUGAUGCUCAACUUCAUCUACCAGAAGGAACUCUUCUUCAUUCCCCUGGGAUUCGCACUGAAGGCCCUGGUGGACUUCACAGACUUCCAGAUCUACCAGGAGCUGAUCAAGGGGCGUGAGGAGAACUCCUUCUACAAGAGCUGCGUGUCGGAGAUGCUCCGCCUCGUCAUGGAGGAGGGCUGCACCACCCGCAGGAAGGUGCUGGACUACCUCGGGGAGCGCUUCCGGGUCAAGAUGAACAUGCCAGAGUGGUUCACCAACGAACAGUGUGCCAAAUUUCUUCUGGAGCAGUGUCUCUGCAUCCACUUGAAGUCAGACGUGGAGAAGUUCUACCUGCUGUGCUUGAUGACCCGGAAGUUGUUCAGCUUCGCCAAGCAGGAGUGCAUGGAGGAGAACCCUGACAGCCUGAUGUGUCAGGAGGUGCUGACGCCUGGUCGGCUCUACCUGAUGUUCCUCAAGGAGAGAAUGACAGCCUGGCUUGUUUCGGUGAAACUCUCCAUGGACAAGCGGGCUCACCGCAUCCAGAAUCCAAUAAACGCUGAAGGUCUCACAAAAAUGUUCAACCUGGGGACAGACCUGACCAAGCCUUUUGAGUACCUGCUGGCCACAGGCAACCUGCACUCCAAAACAGGGUUAGGCAUGCUGCAGGAUUCGGGCCUGUGCGUCGUGGCGGACAAGCUGAACUUCGUCCGCUACCUGUCCCACUUCCGGUGCAUCCACAGGGGCGCCGCCUUCGCCAAGAUGCGCACCACGUCCGUGCGGCGGCUGCUGCCCGAGUCCUGGGGCUUCCUGUGCCCCGUGCACACGCCCGACGGCGAGCCCUGCGGACUCAUGAACCACAUGACCGCCCACAGCCAGAUCGUGGCCCCCGCCCAUCCCACCACCACCCUGCCCGCCCUGCUCUGCUCCCUGGGCGUUACUCCCGUAGAUGGGACCCCUAGCCAGCCGUACUCCGACUGCUACCCUGUGGUUCUGGACGGUGCCAUGGUGGGCUGGGUAGAGAGGGACCUUGCGCCUGUGGUUGUGGACUCCCUUCGGAAGUUCAAGGUGCUUAAGGAGAAGAAGAUCCCUCCUUGGACUGAGAUAGUUCUGGUGCCUCAGACAGGAAAGGCCAGCGUCUACCCCGGCCUGCACCUCUUCACCACGCCCUGCCGCCUGGUGAGGCCCGUCCAGAACCUGGCACUGGGACAGGAGGAGCUCAUUGGCACAUUUGAGCAGCUCUUCAUUAAUGUGGGGAUAUUUGAAGGAGAGAUCGAGCCGGGGGUGACCACACACCAGGAGCUCUUCCCCCACAGCAUGCUGAGUGUGGUGGCCAACUUCAUCCCCUAUUCUGACCACAACCAGUCCCCCCGAAACAUGUACCAGUGCCAGAUGGGUAAACAGACCAUGGGCUUCCCACUGCACUCGUACCAGGAUCGCUCCGACAACAAACUGUAUCGCCUGCAGACGCCCCAGAGCCCCCUGGUGCGGCCCUACAUGUACGACCACUACAACAUGGACAACUACCCCAUCGGCACCAACGCGAUCGUGGCAGUCAUCUCCUACACUGGGUACGACAUGGAGGACGCCAUGAUUCUGAACAAGUCAUCAUGGGAGCGGGGCUUUGGUCAUGGCUGUGUGUAUAAGACUGAGCUGGUGGACCUUGCGGAGAAGACAAAAGGGGAGGACUGCCUGGUGUUCGGGGUCAAGCCUGGAGACCCGAAAGUGAUGGAUAAGUUGGACGCCGAUGGGCUGCCCCCCAUCGGUGCAGUGCUCCAGUACGGAGACCCCUUCUACGGCUACAUCAACCUCAACACCGGCCAGAGCUUCGUCACCUUCUACAAGAGCAAGGAAAGCUGUGUGGUGGACAACAUAAAGGUGUGCAGCAACGACGCCGGGACGGGCCGCUUCAAGCGCGUCUGCAUGACGGUGCGCGUGCCGCGCAACCCCACCAUCGGCGACAAGUUCGCCAGCCGGCACGGGCAGAAGGGCAUCCUGAGCCGGCUGUGGCCCGCCGAGGACAUGCCCUUCACCGAGAGCGGCAUGACGCCCGACAUCCUGUUCAACCCGCACGGCUUCCCCUCGCGCAUGACCAUCGGCAUGCUCAUCGAGAGCAUGGCGGGCAAGUCGGGCGCGCUGCACGGCGCCUGCCACGACGCCACGCCCUUCCGCUUCUCCGAGGAGAGCCCGGCGCUGGAGCACUUCGGCGACAUGCUGCGCGCCGCCGGCUACAACCACUACGGCACCGAGCGGCUCUACAGCGGCCUGAGCGGCCGCGAGCUGGAGGCCGACAUCUUCAUCGGCGUGGUCUACUACCAGCGUCUGCGCCACAUGGUCUCCGACAAGUUCCAGGUGAGGACCACGGGGGCGCGGGACAAGGUGACCAACCAGCCGGUCGGGGGGAGGAACAUCCAGGGGGGCAUCCGCUUCGGGGAGAUGGAGCGGGACGCGCUGCUGGCCCACGGUUCGUCCUUCCUGCUGCACGACCGGCUCUUCAAGUGCUCGGACCGCUCGGUGGCCCAGGUGUGCAUGGACUGCGGCAGCCUGCUGUCGCCGCUGCUGGAGAAGCCGCCGCCCUACUGGUCGGCCACGCGCCACAGGAAGACCGUCUGCACGCUCUGCGGCAAGAGCCAGUCCAUCGACGUCGUGUCCGUGCCCUACGUCUUCCGCUAUUUCGUCGCCGAGCUCGCCGCUAUGAACAUCAAAGUCAAACUGGAUAUCAAGUAGCCCCCGUCCACCCCCGCCACUCAGCAGCUUCUGGGUACUGUUGCUCGGUGUCUGUGGGUGUUCCGGAGGUGGGAGGGUGCUCUGCAUAAACCACUCCCCAAUCCCCCUAUCAGUCCAGUGAACACGCAGAACCUUCAUGUGUAAUGAAACUAGCAGGAUUUGUAAUACCCUUAUGAAAUGUUUCAAGCUGGAUACGCAGCAAAAGGGACCCAUGACUUUGAAGAUGGAUUCAGUGUAGGGUUGAUUGCUGCAGAGAAAAUGGUAUUUUCAUUUGUAAUAAAAUAUUUCUGAUGUAUUUUUAA
This is a messenger RNA of Anguilla anguilla (European eel), 3707 nucleotides long. RefSeq names its product RNA polymerase I subunit B (gene polr1b). Gene Ontology annotation, molecular function: DNA binding; ribonucleoside binding; DNA-directed RNA polymerase activity. Gene Ontology annotation, biological process: DNA-templated transcription. NCBI's taxonomy places the organism in Eukaryota, Metazoa, Chordata, Actinopteri, Anguilliformes, Anguillidae. The transcript is spliced from 15 exons. Bases 1 to 3405 code for a protein of 1134 amino acids. Gene Ontology annotation, cellular component: nucleus; RNA polymerase I complex. The record is from RefSeq and is a predicted model, not a curated record.